CAACCUUGAAGCUCCGCAGCCCGCAAGUCAAUCGGCGCCUUUCCGAUCCCCCACGAACUCCCACGAACCCCCAGAACUCGGAAGCAAACAUGUCUUUAUCAUGCCGGUACGCGGCUCAGAGCUGCGCGCGUCAGCUGCGCUCUUCAGGCUCGCUCCGGGCCUCGGGAUCCCUCCUCCGACAUAAGAUCGCAAGGCGGCACAACUCGACAGAGGCAGUGAGCCCCAAGAUCGUCGGGAUCGUAGACCAGAUCAGCCAAUUGACCCUGCUGGAGACCGCAGACCUCGUAUCCAGCUUGAAGUCGCGACUAAACAUCCCCGACCUGCCUGUCGGCGGCUUCGCAGCGGCUGCGGGACCGGCCGCACCGGCGGCAGCAGAGGCAGACGCCGCCGACGAGGCUGCUCCGGCGGCAGCGGAGAAGACCAUGUUCGCCGUGAAGCUCAUGUCGUUCGAGGCCGGGUCGAAACCCAAGGUCAUCAAGGAGGUCAAGAACCUGCUCGGCCUUAGCUUGGUCGACUCGAAGAAGUUUGUCGAGAGCGCCCCCAAGACCAUGAAGGAUUCGGUGCCGAAGGACGAGGCGGAGAAGAUUGUGGCGACCCUGAAGGCGCUCGGCGCUACGGUUGCCAUGGAGUAGGAGGGCAGAGAGACGUGUCGUGUCUAGCUGGGAAGCAUGGGGGGGUGCUGGAUUACUGGAUGUUACGAUUAAAAAGCAUCAUCCUUUUGCAUGUACAAAACAGCAUGUAACAUUAUAUACAAUACAGUCGACGAUGUCGUCUCUUCAGCUCGUGCCGCUUGACAAGCGCCUGUCUUCUUCCUUUGGGAGUGUCCACGAAUAUCAAGCUCGAUAUCAGAUCCGACCUUGAUAUCCUCAGGAG
Molecule: messenger RNA, 873 nt
Organism: Phialemonium atrogriseum
Lineage: Eukaryota; Fungi; Ascomycota; Sordariomycetes; Cephalothecales; Cephalothecaceae
Product: putative 54s ribosomal protein l12 protein
Exons: 2
Coding region: 90-632 (180 amino acids)
Biological process (GO): translation
Cellular component (GO): ribosome; mitochondrial large ribosomal subunit
Molecular function (GO): mRNA binding; structural constituent of ribosome
Source: RefSeq, a predicted model, not a curated record